Molecule: messenger RNA, 1497 nt
Organism: Dentiscutata erythropus
Lineage: Eukaryota; Fungi; Glomeromycota; Glomeromycetes; Diversisporales; Gigasporaceae
Source: the annotation of a GenBank genome assembly
AUGAAAGAUGGGGUUGAGGAUGGAAAUUCAGGAGAUAUAUAUGACAAGUUCUUCGGAAUUUAUGAUCUGAGAAAAGUUUUCGCAGUUGAAUUUUUUGCAUGGCUCCUUGCUCAAGGAAUAGAAUCAGAUUUUAAUGACGACCAAAGUACAAAUAAUUUCUUUCUCAGAGUUGACAAACUACAAAACGAUACAUGCUGGAGACCAUAUAAAAAAGAUGAUAAAAAGCUUGUGUCCCGUACUUUGGAGUAUAUUGAAAACCUAGAAAAUAAGUUGAUACCGAUGACAAGCUUUGAUAAAUCUCUCCGGAAAAGAUUUAUUACUAAUAUAAGGGCCAUCAAUGUUUCGAAAUGGACACUAAUGGAUAAAAAUAAUAUUGAAAUUGAUGUUGUCAAAACAAUUUGUCGAAGUAUUACUGAGGAAAUGAUAAUGAAUCUAGAGUAUAAUAAUCCUUUAUUAUCAUACGUGGCUGAUUUUUCAAAUCUACCCAAAGAAAUCAAAGAUGCAUUUGAUGAGCAAAUGCUAAUCACAAUGACAGCCCCACCAAUAAAAUUCUAUCGAGACAUGGAUCCUAUUUCAGAAAAAUAUCUUGUAAACUUGUAUGAAAACCAACAAGUAUGUGAAAAAUUAUUUCCACAAGUUAGCGAUACAAGCUCUUUAUUUCUGGAACAGUAUUUUCUUUGGAAAGCAUGCUGCAAACUAUUUGAGAUGUGGAAUAGUAAUAAUUUUAAUAAAGACUUCACGACUACGUUUAAUGAAGGUACAUGGGAACAUUUUGCAUUACACCCAAUAUUUGAUAUUUUGACUUUAAGUUUAGAUAAAUGUGUGUUACGCUGGGGUGAAAGUACAUCGAGUGCGUCAAAAUAUCGGAAGACUGAAAAUAUAAGAUUUGAGAUGGAAAUACGUGAACAUUUAGAUCGAAUAAUGGCACCGUUUCUCACAUUUUUACAAGCAAAGAAGGCAGAUACCUGGAUUGAAAUGAUGAUUGCAAAAAAUCUCUAUGAGAUUGUAUUUGCUGAAACAUCAGGGUCACUAUUUCAAGCUACAUGUACAACCAAAAAGGUGUAUAAUGAUAAAUGUAAAUUAAUACACUUUGGGCAUGAUUCAAAAAAUAAGAUGCUCGACAAACUUAUUGAGAAGAAAUGCACAUAUUUAUCUGAUUGGAAGAAUCUUUGUAAUGAUAUUCGUAAGGCUGAAUUGUUAUUAUUCCAAGCUUAUGAAGUGAAGCUCAAAGUUCUUGUCUUAGAUUGUCCAGCACACCCUUUUUGUCACGUGAGAGAAUUAUUUGACUUAGAUAUUCCAUAUAAAAAAGUAGCGAUAGAAGAAUUUAAGAUAUUUAUUCAAGCUUUAUGGGCAAUCAGAUGUGCACUAUCUGAUAUUAUUCAUGAUUAUGAAAAAAUAGGAGAAAGAUUGUUAAAAGAUUAUAAUAAGAUUGCUGGUUCAGGUCCGUAUGAAGUUAAUUGUGGAGUACGAGGCUAUCAAUCACACCCUUCUCCGUAA